CAGCCAUUUUUAUAUGAUUGAUAUUGGUGACUCAUAAUUCAUCUCCAUGUCCAGAAUGUUCAUUUCUAAUCUAGUUAUAUGGCUGAAUGUUAAACUCAUAGAUGGUCUAUAUUAUGUUAUAACAUGUCACAAACAAUUAAUAUACUAAACCAUCCCUUCAUGGUUAAAUAUUUGAAUCACUUCAACAUGUUUAGAGUCAUCUCCCUUCUAUAGGUGUUUGUAAUAGUCACAUGCACAGGAUCAUCAGUAAUUAGCCAUGAUGAUGAAUGUUCAGCCUUGUUUCAGUUUAAGCAAAGCAUGACUCAUCAGGAUGAUCCAGCUUGCUGUUCUUGGGUUUCAAACGUUCCAAUCUUAGAAGCCCAGAAGCAAUGCAAUUUUUUUAACAGCACCCUCUUCAGCCUUGUUCAUCUUCAGAAUCUCAACCUUGCACUUAACCACUUUUAUGAAUCUCAAAUCCCAUCUGAGAUUGCUUGUCUAAAGCAAUUGAGAAGUCUCAAUCUCUCUGAUUCUGGGUUUAUUGGCCGAAUCCCAAAUGAAAUCUCACAGCUGAUGCAGUUGUCUUCUUUAGAUCUAUCACAGAAUCCACUAAAGCUACAAAGUCCUAGUGGCCUCAAGGAUCUAGUGCAAAACAUGACAGGGCUCAAAGAACUCCAUCUCUCGGGGGUUGACAUUAGUUCUUCUGUACCUCAUUUAUUGACAAACUUUUCUUCUUUAAGAUCAAUCAAGCUAAAAAACUGCUCGUUAGGAAUAAAUUUCCUGAAGCAAUAUUUCAGCUACCAAAGUUGAAAAUUCUUGACGUGGCAUCCAAUCCUAACCUCUUUGGUUCCUUUCAUGAAUUUCAUAACAACAGCUUACUUGAAUAUGUGAAUCUAGGUUUGACAGGCUUCUUUGGGAUUGUACCAAAUUCCAUAAGCAAACUAAAUCAUUUGAUAAUCUUGCGCCUAACCAAAUGCUCUUUCUCAGGGCACAUUCCAACUUCACUCUCUAACUUGACACAACUCACUUACUUAGGUUUAGGUAUGAAUAAGUUCACAGGUUUAGUUCCUUCAUUGAUAAGUCAUUCGAAACUCAAUAUUUUGGAACUUACAGGUAACAAAUUUGAGAAGGGAUACUGGCCUAGUUGGCUUGGCAAGCUGACUACACUUAAUGAACUUUAUAUAGCUGAUAUGAACAUAAACGGUGAAAUCCCACCCUUUCUUGCAAACCUAACCAAACUUAGUGUGCUCCAAAUGGGAAAAAAUGUUCUUACUGGUCAUAUACCAUCCUCGUUGUUCAACAUCAGCCAACUAAGAAUUUUAAGCCUUCAAGAAAACCAAUUGCAAGGACCAAUUUCAAGCUCAUUUUCGAACUUCAAAAGUCUUCAACAUCUUCGUCUACAGUGGAACGAUUUCAGCGGUAAGGUAGACUUAGACAUGUUCCUACGACUUAAGAAGCUCGAAACUCUCGCAUUGGGUUUUAACAGGAUAUCUUUAGUGGCUACCAAGAACUACUCGAAUAGCACCUUACCAGAAUUGAAAGACGUAGAACUUCAAUCUUGCAACUUGAAGGAAUUCCCUUCCUUUUUGAGAUUCCAACAAAAAUUGAGGAUUUUACUUCACGGACACAACAAAAUUCAUGGCAUGGUACCUGUGUGGAUAUGGAACAACAGCCAAGAAACGUUACAACUGAUUAGCCUUUCGUACAACUCCAUCACUGGCUUUCAUCAGCAUCCUCAUUUUCUCCCAUGGAAAUGUUUACAAGGAUUUUACAUCUCGUAUAAUCAGGUACAGGGGCAGUUACCACUUCCACCACAAACCACAGUUCUUUAUGGUGUCUCAAACAAUAAUCUGACUGGAGAAAUAGCACCAUGGUUAUGUGAAUUGAAAUGUCUACGAGAGUUGGAUUUGUCUUCUAAUAACAUGAGUGGAACACUUCCUUCAUGUUUAGGCAACUUAAGCAAUUCGUUGGCGGAAUUAAAUUUGAGACGAAAUAAUUUUCAUGGCAUAAUGAUGAAUGCAUUUAGGCAUGGAAGCCUGUUGGAAAGUAUUGAUUUGAGUGAGAAUAGAUUUGUGGGUCAGCUACCACGGUCACCGACAAAUUGUACCAAUCUAGAGGUUCUCUCUCUUGGAGACAACUCUUUCGAUGACAUUUUUCCUUCUUGGCUGGGAAUUCUCCCCAAGCUUCAAGUUCUUGUUUUGCGGUCCAACAAAUUUCAUGGUCCAAUUCCAGGUUCAACAACUGCUUGCUCACAGUUCCCUAAGUUGCGGAUCAUAGACCUUUCUAACAACGGUUUUAGUGGUCGAUUGCACCAUAAGUUCUUCCACACGUGUUUAGCUAUAAAAUCAAUUGGAGAAUCAUUUGUUCAGGAAACAACAAUGUCGCCAUACACGAUGACAUUAAUAUACAAAGGUGUCAAAAGAGAGUACGAAGAGAUUUUAACCAUAUUCACUGCUGUUGAUCUCUCUUGCAACCAUUUUGAAGGAGAAAUCCCCCUAUCACUCCAAGAUCUUCAAGGGAUUGAAUCACUCAAUCUUUCCAACAAUCAUUUUACCGGGCAUAUCUUUCCAUCGUUAGGGUACCUGAAGAAUCUUGAAUCAUUGGAUCUCUCCCAAAAUGAGCUAUCCGGAGAAAUUCCUCAACAGUUGGUGCAGCUAGGCUUUCUUUCCAUUUUCAACGUGUCAAUGAACCAUAUUGAUGGACGCAUACCCCAAGGGAAACAGUUUGAUACAUUUGACUACAGCUCCUACAAGGGGAAUCCACGGUUGUGUGGACAUCCUUUAUCCAAGGAAUGUCAAGAUUCAAAGGCAUCAAUACUUCCACCGGCAAGCAAUACAUCUGAGGUUGUUUCUCUCCUCCCAUGUGAAAGAAUUGAUUGGAUCAUCAUCUAUGGAGUUGGAAGUUGGAUGGUUGUUGGCAUUGUUUUAGGAAACUUUCUAUAUACAAAGUAUUAUAAUAUGUUCAGAAAGAGGAAGGACAGAUGGGUAAGGCCACUUCGUAACACGAGGAGAAACGCACGUACAAGGUUUCCAGAAAUGCACGUUUUACGAUCGUGAAUGCAUUAUUUUCUAUAGAUAAAAAUGUGAACAUAAAAACAUAAACCUUACCUUAGCAUGUAUUUCAGGACGUGCUAUAGCUUAAAGUUCGACGGGCAUGGAGAAGGUACAUAAGACUUUCAAGGGAUUUUACUCUGUAUUACCUUUAGGUAUGUGUAUAUUUAUGUUAAGACUAUGUUGUUUUCAAUUGUUUCAUUGUAAGAUUUUUGAUAUAUCAUUUAGUAAGAUCUCCAAUGUUUAUGUUCAUCGUUUAUGGUGGCAUUAUCGAUCAUGGACUGCAGGGGCGGAACGUAAUGGGGGCCAGGAGGGGCCAUGGCCCCCCUGCUUUUUACCUUAUUUACUACUAGUUUUUCAACAAUUAAAGUUUCAUUUGAACAAAAUAAUUAAGUAUGUAUUCUCCACAAACUCUACUAAUUAGGUGUGAGGAUAAAUAAAGGAAACAAAUUUACUUUCUAGAAGAUUAUGUCUAAAAAUUUAAAAAAAAAAUUAUGAAGACUAUUUCUAAAAACUAAAAGAUAUGCCUAAAAGAAAGAAAGAUAACAUCAAAGAGGAAUAAAUGGGAAUGAGAGAUCGCAUCAAAUAAUAUAACAAUCAAAUACAUAAAAAGUUUCAAAGUAUCAUCUGGAUCUCAAAAAGAACAAAAAUUAAGUAAUCUCAAACCCACAGGAAGUUGUUGCCCGCCGUUCAUGGGCUCACUGGGUCUGAUUCUUUCCGUCGCUUAUGUACUCGUUUCUUCA
Molecule: messenger RNA, 3769 nt
Organism: Lactuca sativa (garden lettuce)
Lineage: Eukaryota; Viridiplantae; Streptophyta; Magnoliopsida; Asterales; Asteraceae
Product: receptor-like protein 6
Molecular function (GO): protein binding
Source: RefSeq, a predicted model, not a curated record